Molecule: messenger RNA, 804 nt
Organism: Lathyrus sativus (Indian pea)
Lineage: Eukaryota; Viridiplantae; Streptophyta; Magnoliopsida; Fabales; Fabaceae
Source: the annotation of a GenBank genome assembly
AUGGGCACUCCCAUCCUCGACGCAUUCAACGUCCGCGUCGAAGGCUCCGGCGACAAAUACCUUGUCUUCGCCCACGGCUUCGGCACCGACCAAUCAGCAUGGCAGCGCGUACUUCCUUACUUCACCCGCAGCUACAAAGUCAUCCUCUACGACCUCGUCUGCGCCGGUAGCGUCAACCCCGAUCAUUUCGAUUUCCGCCGUUACACCACUCUUGACGCCUACGUUGAUGACCUCCUUAACAUCCUCGACUCCCUCCAUGUCACUCACUGUGCUUACGUCGGUCACUCAAUCUCCGCCAUGACCGGAAUGUUAGCUUCCAUUCGCCGCCCCGAACUCUUCUCCAAACUCAUCCUUAUCGGUGCCUCCCCAAGAUUUUUGAAUGAUGGAGAAAACUAUCACGGUGGAUUUGAGCAAGGUGAAAUUGAGCAUGUGUUUUCUGCAAUGGAAGCAAACUACGAAGCUUGGGUGAACGGUUUCGCGCCGCUGGCGGUUGGCGCGGAUGUUCCUACAGCUGUUAGAGAAUUUUCUAGAACACUUUUCAACAUGAGACCUGACAUAUCACUAUUCGUUUCAAGGACGGUUUUCAACAGUGAUCUAAGAGGGAUUUUAGGGUUAGUUAAAGUACCGUGUUGUAUCAUGCAAACGGCGAGGGACAUGUCGGUGCCGGCGUCGGUAGCGACGUACAUGAAGGAGCAUAUCGGCGGGAAGAGUACGGUGCAGUGGCUUGACACGGAGGGGCAUCUUCCUCAUUUGAGUGCUCCUUCUUACUUGGCUCAUCAACUAGAGAUUGCACUUUCGCAGUAG